Molecule: messenger RNA, 2076 nt
Organism: Symbiodinium sp. CCMP2592
Lineage: Eukaryota; Dinophyceae; Suessiales; Symbiodiniaceae
Source: the annotation of a GenBank genome assembly
AUGUUUUGCCGUUUCGCCCAUGUUGCAUUCUCGACCCCUGGCUUCGGCGGGCUCGAAGAAAGAAAGACGCGUUUGUUGUUCCUCCGCUCAGCCGUUGCGAUGUCCCGAACUAAAGCAAUGAUUGGGGCUGCCGUGCUCGCAAGCCCACUCGCCUUCAUCGCGCCUGCAGGCAGUCCUCAAGCUGCACCCCGUGCUGCUCUCCCUGGCACCGGAACAGAGACCCGAAACACAAAGUCGGGUGUAGCUGGGCCCAGUGCUGCUCUGGUGGCUACUGCUGGGCUUGCGGCUGCGGGUCGUCGGUGCUCGCGGCAGCAGCGUCGGGCCGAUGACGCCUACGGUGCUUCGCACACGUCCUUUUACACCGACGCCGUGGCAAAGGACAAGUACGACACCCUGGAGGAAGUUCUGGCCGACAAGCUGAAGGACGAAAAGCUGAAGGGCAUGGUGAACGAGCUGCUGGAUGCGUGCGUGAAGAUAACGGAGGCCUUGCGGGUGAACCUGGUCACCGUCAACGAUGCAUCCAACGCUUUCGGUGACCGACAGCUGACGGUAGAUGUCAUCGCAGAUAACCUGCUUUGGGACCUCGCAAAGUCUUCCAAGUACGUGUAUGAGGCCUCCUCCGAGGAGGAGCCAGAGAUCGUGCAGACCAAUAGCGAUGGUCAGUACGUUCUCUGUUGGGAUCCAUUGGAUGGAAGUUCUAUUGUAGACAACAACUGGGCCGUCGGCACGAUCGUUGGGGUUUGGGAUAAGUCAACUGGCCUCAUUGGAGCUACCGGCCGCGACCAGGUGAUGAGCCUCGUGGCCCUUUACGGUCCACGAACAACUGUGUUCAUCACGCUGGAUGAUGGCGUUUACGAGUUCACCCUGGGAGACGGCAACAAGUGGAUCUGCUCCCGUGACAAGAUCCAGAUCAAACCCGAGUGCAAGAUCUUUGCUCCCGCCAACAUGCGCGCGGCUCAGGAGGUGGACGGAUACAACAACUUGAUCAAUCACUACAUGACCAACAAGUUCACAUUACGCUACACUGGUGGUCUGGUGCCCGACGUGUGCCAGCAGUUUACCAAGGGCCAGGGCGUCUUCACCAACCCAACCUCCAAGGCGUCGCCAGCGAAGCUGCGCUUGGCCUUUGAGGCGGCUCCCUUCGGCCGGCUCGUGGAGAUGUCAGGCGGCAAGACCUCCGAUGGCGUCAGCGGCAAUAGUGUGCUGGACAUGAAGAUCACUGCAGUGGACCAGCGGACGGCUUUGGCCAUUGGAUCAGCUCAGGAAGUGCAGCGUUUCAACGAGAUGGUCCGGCAUGCACUAGCCAGCCAGAGCAAGGACGAGGGGACGCAGGAGUCAACCGUUGGUUGGGCUGCCGACCGCUGUUGGCCCGUAGGCGGCGAGGAUGCCGUGGCGCGGCUCGGUGCCAGGGUGCCCUUCUUUGGGCGGGUCCUGGUCCCAUCUGCAGAAGUCGCUGCAAGGAAGCUUUCGGAGGGCAGCUUGUGGUGUCCCGAGGAUGCCUGCCUGACCUAUGUUGACAAGUCCCCCGAUGAGGCUUCUGUGGCAGUCCUUUACAGGGAAGGUUGCCGUGAGAAGGUCUUGAAGCAUUUGUCAGCUUCCAGCGAGGAGGAGCUGAAGGGUUCCGGUGAGCUGCCUCCAGACCCAAAGGCCUUCAGCAAGGGCAGCAAAGCCUUGCCUCGGUCCUGGCUUCUGGCUCGGGAGCUCUUGGCGAUGAUGCUGGGGGCUGGAGCUGGGACCUUUGAUGCGCGCAGCAGAGCUGCCAUGAUUGAGAUGUUUGGCCACUUCGGCAUUCCCGAACAGGUGAUAGCUGGUUGGGAAUCCGAGAUUGGCGGCGCUCUAUUUGAGGCUUUGGAGGCCUCAAGCAUCCUCGAGGCCCAGAAGGCUGCGAGGGACAGCUGGAGGAAAAGUAAGGUGGCCAUGGCGGCGGCCGGCGGUGGGCUUGUCUUGGCCAUCACUGGUGGUCUUGCUGCGCCCAUCGUUGCACCGGCAUUGGCAACGGGUGCAGCAGCAGUCGGCGCACAGGCAGCGGCAGUUGGCGCAGCGGUCGGCCGGGCUCACAGCUCGUCAAUAAUAUAA